Phragmites australis (common reed) is the source of this 1752-nucleotide messenger RNA. RefSeq lists its product as uncharacterized. The transcript has 10 exons. Gene Ontology annotation, molecular function: nucleic acid binding. NCBI's taxonomy places the organism in Eukaryota, Viridiplantae, Streptophyta, Magnoliopsida, Poales, Poaceae. The record is from RefSeq and is a predicted model, not a curated record. The coding region runs from base 16 to 1398 and encodes 460 amino acids.
ACGUGUCACAGCUCCAUGCAGGCCUCAAGGCGCGGCGCUCAGCCCGUGGCCGCCGGAGGAUGGACGGCCGCGACGCUGCUUCCACAAAAAUUCCAGUCGAAUCCGUCCAUCCAUCCCUGCGCAGUCCAGCCCACUCGAAUCAGACCCUCGCGUCGCGCUUCCCCUCCACCUCCACUCGUUUCAUUCCUCCCCCGCAACGCAACAUCACCACCAGCACCGGCGGCGGCGGCGGCGACCGGCACGGCAGCCGCCACCACCACCACAAUGCUGGCCGCGUCCCUCAAGCCCGGGCCUUCCCUCGCGGCCUUCUCCCCUUCCAUCCGGAAACUCGCGGCAACAGUUUCCUUCCCUCCCCGCCUCCACAACCGGCCCCUUCUCUCCGCUGCCGCAACUGCCGAGGGCACCGGCGCCCCCGCCAGCCAGGGAGACGCCUCCUCCUCCACCGCCGCCGCUGCCCCGAUCGAUGAGGCGCGCCUAGCCCAGUUCGCGGCGGACUGGCAGGCUGCGCGCGCGGACAAGGACCGGGGGAAGAUCCUCACGCUGCCGGUGUUGCGGGCCAACAGCGGCGGGCUGAUCGUCAGCUUCAACUCCCUGCAGGGGUUCGUGCCCAACCCUCUCCUCAGCCCCGCGCAUUGGUGUAAAGUUAAGCUUGCAGACCCCAAAAGGCCCAUCCAAGAUGUUACAAAGGAACUUGUAGGUUCGUCCAUUUCAGUCAAGGUGGCUGAAGUGAAUGAGGAAGAAAAGAAGCUUGUUUUCUCUGAGAAGGAUGCUAGUUGGUCUACAUACUCUUCCCAAAUUAAGAUGGGCGAUAUAUUUGAUGGAAUUGUGGGCUCAGUGUUCCACUAUGGUGCAUUUGUUCACCUGCGAUUUCCUGAUGGAUUUUACCAUCUUACUGGUCUUGUACAUAUCUCCGAGGUGUCUUGGGACCUUGUCCAGGAUGUCCAGGAUUUUCUAAAUGAAGGUGAUGCUGUCAAGGUCAUGGUGAUGAACAUAGAUACGGUGAAGUCAAGGAUAGCUUUAUCAAUCAGACAACUGGAGGAAGAUCCUCUAUUGGAAACAUUGGACAAAGUUAUUCCUUUGGACACUGAUCAAUCUCCUAAUGCUCAUAUCACAUCAUCUCCUUCAGAAAUUGAGCUUCUUCCAGGACUUGAUGGUAUAUGUAAUGAAUUACUGCAAGAGGAUGGUAUAACGGAUGUACAGUUUGGGCGCCAAGCAUUGGAGAAACGUGUUGUUUCACAAGACUUGGAGCUUUGGCUUUCCAACGUACCAGCUAAGGACAACAAAUUUAAGCUUCUUGCACGAGCUGGGAGGCAGGUCCAAGAAGUGUAUUUGACAACUUCUCUAGACCAGGAGGGCAUAAAGAAGGCUGUGCAAAGAGUACUAGGGCGUGUUCCUUGAGUCUGACACCCAGGAAGUAGGAACAGAGGUGUGUUUAUCCUCCACAAUUUUCUAACUAAAGCAUCAUACAGAAUCAACAGUACGAGCAAACAGCCCGAAAUAUUCGUCACUGUUCCCACACUGCUGAAUUUUCAUCUCUGUUGGAGACUACACAACCAAAAGCUGUAAGCCUGUAAAUACUCGCAGUAGUACAAUGAGCAAGUUAGGCAUCCUUCGUGCAUCCAUUAAGCAAAUGUCUCGUUAAGGUGCUGUUUCCAGUAUUUGCCUUUUGAUCCCUGUGUAUUUCGUACUGUAUGUACUUUGGCUGAACCCUUGAGGCAACCUGUAUAUAAGAAUGUACGUAAGUUUAUGUCA